UACUCCAGAGGAGCAAAUCGGUCAAACUACCAGCAACUAUCGGACUACUACUUUGCUGUGGGACCCCCGAGCAGCGGUUGGAAUACUUUUGUUGGACUCAGCUGCGGGACGGCCGCAAAAUAAAUGUGCUGUGAGGCUCGGUCCUGAGUCUCGGAGGUUGGUCUUACCUGUGGAGCCAGUGUCUCAACUGGCGAGCCGAGCAACGGUUUCCGCUCGUGCCGUGUUGUGAUGGCUAGCAGGGCUAGCUAGCUGUAUGGCUGCCGCCGCCGCCGCUGCUGCUGCUGCUGCUGCUGGAAAGAAGGAGAUAAUUAGCCAGCAAACGGGCUACGCUUUUCCAGCUGCUGGGUCGUUUCAGACAGUUUUUCAUAUCUGCUGAUAAAGCUACUUGACUGACACGGUGUCGGAUAGUACUGUAAGGAGGAUCACAAGAUGAAAAUAUGAUAUUUAUAUCCAGUGGAUAUGUCUUCAUGCACAUCGAAAUUAUGGAGUGUUUUUCUUUUUAGCAUCAUGCGCGCCCUCAAAUCAGACCUCGACUACUGCAGAGAUUAUAUACCCCUUCACUUGGAUUUAUCGCGCAAUUUUUAAAGAUCCUCCGUCAAGACUGGAUGUGUAACCUUGUCUUUGUUUUCCGGUGAAACAUUAACCAUGUCUUUAUGCGGGCUGGAUAUGCUCAGAUACAUAUAAACAUUAGCGUAAAUUCGUGCGAAGGAAGCCCAAAGAAGGAAGUUCAGGACGGGAUAGGCACACAGAAACUACCCAAAGAAACAUGGCCUCGGUUUGGAAGAGACUGCAACGUGUGGGGAAGCAUGCCUCCAAAUUCCAGUUCGUGGCUUCCUAUCAGGAACUGAUGGUGGAAUGCACUAAGAAAUGGCAACCAGACAAACUGGUGGUGGUUUGGACACGUAGAAGUCGUCGGAAAUCCUCUAAGGCACACAGCUGGCAGCCCGGCAUCAAGAACCCCUACAGAGGAGUUGUGGUGUGGCCAGUACCAGAGAACAUUGAGAUAACAGUCACUCUUUUUAAGGACCCCCAUGCAGAAGAGUUUGAGGACAAAGAAUGGACGUUUGUCAUUGAAAAUGAGUCUCCAUCAGGCCGAAGGAAGGCCUUGGCCACCAGCAGUAUAAACAUGAAGCAGUAUGCCAGUCCGAUGCCCACGCAGACAGAUGUCAAACUCAAGUUUAAGCCCUUGUCAAAAAAGGUGGUGUCAGCCACGCUGCAGUUCUCCCUCUCCUGCAUCUUCCUCCGGGAGGGAAAGGCCACUGAUGAGGACAUGCAAAGCCUGGCCAGCCUGAUGAGCAUGAAACAGGCCGACAUUGGUAACCUGGACGACUUUGAGGAGGAGAACGAAGAGGACGAGGAGAACAGGGUUAACCAGGAGGAGAAGGCUGCAAAGAUCACAGAGAUAGUAAACCAGUUGAAUGCCCUCAGCUGCUUACAUGGGGAUGAUGAUGAUGAUGAUGGUGGUGGUGUUCCCAAGCGAACAUACAAAGCAACAGCUAAGCCUGCUGCUUCCUCCCAAGAGCUGAUUAACAAGCUCAACUUCCUGGAAGACGAGGAUCAGGACACAACUCCUGCCAUGAGCGCCAACCCCUUCGAUGAGCCUGAUGACGACCUUCAUCCAAACCACCACAACCCAUUUGAAGAUCCUGAUGAGGAAGCAGAGCCUCCUGCCCAGCCGGUACCACGGCAGCGGGUUGAAGACAAUUCCUUCUACGACCAAGACGACUCAAAUCCAUUCAAUGAGCCGGAUGAAGCGGAGACGCACACACCCCCAGGGAACCCCUUCGAUGAGCCUGACCAAGACACAGACCCCAUGCAGCCAGACCCAGGGCCCCCUAAACCCAGACAGAGAAAAGGUGUACGGCCUGUGGACAUGAGCAAGUACUUGUACGCUGACACUUCACACAACGAAGACGACGAGCUUGACGAGUCCAAUCCUUUCUAUGAGCCAAAGACAUCGAGCCCUGCACAGCCUCCAGUUAGUGGCCCUGCUCUUGACGCGGGCAACCAGAAGAGGAGGGCUCCUGCACCCCCAAGUACCAGCCCUGGUGUCAGCCCCAGUCUACCAACUCCCAAACCCGGUUCUGGCCCAGACAGGGAGAGAUUGCAGCCCGCUGGGCCCAGCCCAGUGUCUGCAGUAAUGGGGAGAGAGCUGGCUUCUUCUUCCCCUAAGCCCAGCCCCGUCCCGAGCCCCGUCCUGGGAGGGAAACCCAAUGCCAGCCAGUCCCUGCUGGCCUGGUGCCGCGAGGUCACCAAGAACUACCGCGGGGUGAAGAUCACCAACUUCACCACCUCCUGGAGGAACGGGCUGGCCUUCUGCGCCCUGCUGCACCAUUUCAGACCGGACAUAAUAGACUACAAGUCGCUCAAUCCUCAGGAUAUUAAAGAAAACAACAAAAAGGCAUACGAUGGCUUUGCGAGCCUGGGUAUCUCUCGUCUCCUGGAACCAUCCGACAUGGUGUUGCUGGCCAUUCCUGACAAGCUAACGGUAAUGACCUACCUGUACCAGAUCCGGGCUCAUUUCUCCGGCGAAGAGCUCAACGUGGUGCAAAUAGAGGCCAACAGCAACCGCAGCACCUACAAAGUGGGUGACUUUGAAACAGAUACAAAUGCCUCGAUAGGCCAGGACAAAUUCUACGCUGAACUGAACGACGUGCAGCAACGCCAGGCUGACACUCAGCCUGCUUCAUCUGAUGGUGGUGUCACUGAAUCUAAUGGUGCUGAAGCUCCUGAGAGGGAGGUGACGGAGCCAGCUUGGAAGGCAGAAGUAGGAGCCAUAUCGGACAGCUUGCAGUCAGCGGGGCCUUUGCAGUCUUCAUCUCCUGUCCCAUCACCGCGUUCAGUAUUAGCAGCAACAGCAACAAACUCGACCCACAUGACACCAUCAGGCUCUGAGGAAAGGGGUAAUCUCCUCAAAGCCAAUACUUUAGACCUUAGCGAGUUACCACAGAGAGUGGAGAGAGAGAUGGAGAGGGAUAGACAACACAAAGAUGAGGUGGGAGGCAAUAGACGGGAUGGAGGUAUCGAACCAGCAUCACCCACCAGAAGAGGGGCCUCCUCACCACCGCACCAGAAACUGGGCUUCUCCUAUAAUAGGGAUGCUGACCUCAUCAAGAAGAAGAGGGCCAGUCUGCGUCACUCAGACUCUGAACCUGCCUCAGACGCCAGCUCCCCUCCAGUCAACCACACAGAUACGGUCGUCAAACAGGAGUCAACACCUGCCCCUGUAUCAAGUCCCCCAACUGAGAAGAAGGUGCUCUCUCGUCAGGAGGAGUUGAAGGAGAGAGCCAGGCUCCUCCUGGAGCAGGCCCGCAGAGAUGCUGCAAUGAAAACCGGCAACAAGAAUGUCCCCAACUCAGCCACCUCUGUGCCAAACAGAGCUACGGGCGUCUGUGAUGAGCAAGAUGCAGAGCGACGGAGACAACUGAGGGAGCGAGCCAGACAGCUGAUAGCGGAGGCUCGGUCUGGAGUCAAGAUGUCUGACAUGAGCCUCCUGGACACAUCUACCACUGAGAGAGGCAAGAGCAGCAAGGCGGGUUCUGCUGGAGAUUUUUCGGACAGAGUGAGAACUCAUCACGGGGAGGAUGGUUUUGAUGGUGACAGGGCUGAAGAUGAGGAAGAAGGCAGGGUUGAGAAAGAACAGUUUCAUUUUGAUGGUGGAGAAGAUGAUGCUAUUGGUGCAGCCGCAUCUGCGCUGGUUACUAACCCACAGCCACUGGACGCUCUUCCAACCACUUCCACCUUCAGCACCCAGGGACUCAUGGAGUUUACUAACCCCAGCUCUGAAUUAACCUCUCAGGGUACAAACAGUAAGCAUGUGGAUCUGAAGCUGAAGAAGCUGGUGGAGGUCAGUCCAAGAGGAGUGACUUCACCUUCAUCCCCAUCCUCCACCUCCUCCUCAUCCUCACCGACUGCUUCCUCUACCUCCCCGCUCAGCCCUGCAGAAGGACUGGAGAAUAACGCUGAAGAGCUGCGAGCGGAGCGACUGCGCAGAGCCACGGAAAGGUUGCGAAGCCCAGUCAUCUUCAACAAGGAUUCUGCGGUCAGGAAAACACAGCUGAAGUCCUUCAGUCAGUAUGUGGAGAACAGACCGGAGGUGAAAAGACAGAAGGCUGAGGACGACAGAGGUUCACCAACUGAGAUCGACAUCCGCAGACCAUUCGAAGAGGAGAAGGCGUUCAAAGACACCAGUCAGUAUGUGGUUGGGGAGCUGUCUGCACUGGAGAGCGAGCAGAGGCACAUAGACGCCCGAGCAGCUCGCGUGGAGAAGAGGCUGCGCUAUCUCAUGGACACAGGAAACAACAAGGAGGAGGAGGAGGCCAUGAUGCAGGAGUGGUUCAUGUUGGUCAACAAGAAGAACGCCCUCAUUAGAAGACAGAACCAGCUCUCUCUGCUGGAGAAAGAGCAUGAUCUGGAGAGACGUUUCGAACUGCUCAACAGAGAGCUGAGAGCCAUGCUGGCCAUUGAGGACUGGCAGAAGACCGAAGCCCAGAAGAGACGAGAGCAGCUGCUGCUGGAUGAGCUGGUCAUACUGGUCAACAAGAGAGACGCUCUGGUCAGAGACCUGGACGCUCAGGAGAAACAGGCCGAGGAGGAGGACGAGCACCUGGAGAGAACUCUGGAGCAGAACAAAGGCAAGAUGGCCAAGAAAGAAGAGAAAUGUGUCCUUCAAUGAUUGUCAGGAAACAACAAAUGUAGCCGAUAAACGAAAUGUAUCAGCAUCAUGCUAACGAUUAUUAUAAUUAUUAUUAUUAUUAUUAUUAUUAUUAUUUGAUAGUGGUUUUUAGACACCGGUUAUUUGAAUCCUGAUGUGGUUUCUGUUUUGUUCAGAUUAACCACAGAGAUGACACCUUUUCACCAACUUUAUACGGGCUGACUCAGUCUGUCCCACUUUGUUUUUAUUUUAAACUCUACUUUAUAUCCAGAACGGUACCUGUAUGUAAAAUAAAACCAGGAGGGAUGAUAAUAUUUGUAUGUAAUGAAGCUGCAGCACAGCCUCCUCUCUGGACGUGGAUUCAGCCUGAGGCACAACGGGUUCAAAGGGGGAUUUUACUUUUCAUCAGUUGAGGAGAAGAAGAGGCCGAUGUUUUCUGUUUAAAGAGUCGUCAUAAUGUCAGUCUUUUCAAGCUACUUCAUUACUUGACUCUGUUUCUUUUAAUGAUUUCACUUUUUACUUGUAAAAUAUCUUAACUGAGGAACGUUCAUAAACUUUCCUAUUGCUUUUUUUAAUGUCUUGGCUUGAAAGCAGUUUACCAAAAGAUCACGUUUAAGAAAAAAAACAACAACGACAACAAAAAAAAACACUGUGUUGUAUAUUUUCAGACCAACACCCUCCCAAUUUUUUUUCUUUUUGUCAGGAUUCAUGCAGUCAGAAACAACAAAUAUAUAUAUUAUUUAUUGCCGUUUGUCCUUUAAGCUGCUUGGAAGUGAACCUCCCGUCACAUCUUUUGAUUUCUAUUUAUUGUCUAAGAGAAAUAUGCUUCCAGUGCAUCUCUUUUAGAGCUCCACAUCUGGUGCAGCUGUUCCUUUAACGUGUGAACAUUUAUCUGAUUAUUUAUUCCACUGUCAUAACCCAAGUCUUCAGUAAUAAAGUCCUUAUGAUUUCAUACUCCA
Mugil cephalus (flathead mullet) is the source of this 5613-nucleotide messenger RNA. RefSeq names its product EH domain binding protein 1 (gene ehbp1). The transcript is spliced from 26 exons. NCBI's taxonomy places the organism in Eukaryota, Metazoa, Chordata, Actinopteri, Mugiliformes, Mugilidae. Bases 767 to 4675 code for a protein of 1302 amino acids. The record is from RefSeq and is a predicted model, not a curated record. Gene Ontology annotation, molecular function: protein binding.